Miscanthus lutarioriparius is the source of this 2604-nucleotide messenger RNA. Lineage: Eukaryota; Viridiplantae; Streptophyta; Magnoliopsida; Poales; Poaceae. The record is from the annotation of a GenBank genome assembly.
AUGACCCAGGACGUACGAGUUCCUGUUCCAGCAUCCAGCUCAAGAGCCGGAAACCCAACAGACAGAGUACGUACAAGCGACUGUGACCGUCUGGGGGGUGUUGUCAUGGCCGGAUCGGGAGGCGAGGGGCAGGCUCCAGCGAGCUCCGGCGCCAGCCUAAUGAGCGACUACCUCGACCGCCCGAACGCCAUCCACCGGCGCGCCGCGUCGCUCGCCAUCGUGCGCUCCGGCGCGGGGGCGGCCGGGGACGGCCCGCGCGUCGUCGACCGGCCCGGGCGGGAGGACCGGAGGGCGCAGUCGUCUCGCCGACCCUCGCUGUCGUUAUGGCGCUCUAGGGAGCCGGCCGCCGUUGAUUCGAGAACCCCCGUUCCGGGCGCCGGGGGUGGCAAGGAUAAAGGAGGGUCGACGUGGAGGAGCUGGAGGCCGGUGCGCGCGCUCGCGCACCUCGGGAAGCGCCGCGCGGGGUGCCUGUUCUCCGUCGAGGUCGACGCCGCCCGCGGCGUGCCGGUCUCCAUGGAGGGGUUCCGCCUCGCCGUCACCGUGCGCAAGGCGGAGACCAGGGACGGCGCCGUGCAGGCCAUGCCGUGCCGGGUGCGCGACGGCGCCGCGGACUUCAACGAGACGCUCUUCGUCAGGUGCAACCUCUACUUCUCCGGCGGCGCCGGCACGGGGAAGCCGCUCAGGCUCCAACCGCGGCGGUUCAUCGUGUCCGUCGUCGCCGUCGAGGGACGGGGCGCGCUUCUGGGCACGCACACCGUUGACGUCAGCUCGCUCGUGCUCGAGUCUCUCGACAAGAUCAGCUCCGAGGGACGCCGCGUCAGGUGGUUCCACAAGACGUUCGCGCUCUCCGCCGGCGGAGAGCUGCAGCUCAAGCUGGGGCUUCAGCUCAUGGGAGACGCAGGGCUCAGCCUCUACACGCAAGCCGGUGAGAGGGACGAGCAGUACUCUCCGGCAUCCUCUCGCGCCAGGGCUCACAACAGGAACUCGUUCAGCAUUUCAAGCACGCCCAAGAUUUCGUCAUCUGACGCUUCCAUCUCACCUUCCAUGAGGGCCUACAAGCAGCUUGUCGAUAGGCUUCGCGUCGACGAGAAUGGAGAUCCUGAUCAUCAUCCUGCAGUAAGGUCUCUGAUACCUCGAAAGCCCGGCGACGACGAGCUUUCGGCAUCCACCAGCGACGCCGGGGACGUGUUCAGCCUCCUCGAGUACGAGGUCGUGGAGAAGGGCGUUGAAACGGUCAAAGAAGUCGUCCAUUACCAGGCUCAACGCGACGUGCUGCGGGAACUCGACUCCAUUGCCGAGCAGAUCGAGGCCAUCGAGGCGCUGAUGACCAACGGCGGGAACGGGAAGAAGUCGCCCAAGGCGGCGGAUCAGCAGCAGCGCCUGGGCGCGGAUGAAGAGAUGGUGACGGUGGAGUUUCUUAGGAAGCUCGAGGUGGACGGUGUCGGUGACAAGAAGAAGCUCAAGCUGCCCGUGACGCCAAGAAGCGCGUCGGCGUCGCCAAGGAAGGCGGCGACUCCGCCCGUGGUGCCGGACUUGGGGCGGGGCAUCGGCCCUGCCGUGCAAACGCGUGACGGUGGGUUCCUGGUGUCCAUGAACCCGUUCGACUUGCCGCUGGCGAGCCGAGACGGCCCCCCGAAGCUCGCCAUGCAGGUGUCCAGGCCGUUCGUGCUGCCGGGCGCCAUGGCGGCCACAGGGUUCGACGUGCUCCAAAAGAUGGCGGCGGCGGUCGGCGCCGACGAGGUGCGCGACAGGGUGGCGUCGCUCGGUGGCAUGGACAAUAUUACGGGGAAGACGCCCGAGCAGGUGGGCUUUGAGGGCAUCGCGGCGGCUGUCAUCGGCGGGCGACGCACCGAGGGCGCGAGCUCGAGCGCCGCGCGGUCCGUGCGGUUGGUCCGGAAGCUCGCCACGGCCUUGUCCGAGGGCCGGAGCGAGCGCGUCUCCACGGGCAUCUGGACCGCGGGUGACGACCCGGAGACGCUGGACGAAGUUCUCGCUUUCUCCCUGCUGAAGCUGGAGCCCAUGGCCGUGGACGCGCUGGCGGUCCAGGCCGAGAUGGCCGACGAGGACGCGCCGUUCGAAGUGUCGGCGGCCGCGGGGGACACGACGAGCGUGUUCGACUCGCUGGUGCCGUCGGACGAGUGGUCCGAGUCUGCUGCAGGUGGCUCGGACGGGCGCGUCACGCUGGUGGCGGCCAUCCAGGUGCGCGACCCGUGGCGGCGGUACGAGGCGGUGGGCGCGCCGAUGGUCGCCGUGGUGCAGUUGGCGAGGCUGCUGGGCGCGGCGGGCUACAGCGCCGGGAGGUUCAAGGUGCGGAGCCUGCACGUGGGGGGCGUGCAGAUGAGGUGCCCGCCGUCCGGAGGCGGCGGGAGCGCGAGCUGGGGCGCGGAGAGGCAGAAGCUGACGGCAAUGCAGUGGAUGCUCGCGCACGGGCCGGCCCGCGCCGGCAAGAGGGCGACGACGCCGACGGCGCAGGAGAGGGCGAGAGUGCAGCGGCGGGCCGACGUCGUGUGGAGCCUGUCGUCGCGGGUGCUCGCGGGGAUGUGGCUUAAGACGGUGCGGAACCCGGACGUGAGGAUUGGCGGCGGUGGGAGCGGCGGUACGUGA